Molecule: messenger RNA, 3796 nt
Organism: Cajanus cajan (pigeon pea)
Lineage: Eukaryota; Viridiplantae; Streptophyta; Magnoliopsida; Fabales; Fabaceae
Product: Pentatricopeptide repeat (PPR) superfamily protein
Molecular function (GO): protein binding
Source: RefSeq, a predicted model, not a curated record
AAAAAAAAACUAUUUUAUUCAACUUGGCAAAUGCGAAUCACAAAUCUUUACAAAUUAAAUUAAAACAUUAACUUGCGAAUUGCGAUUCCUAAUGAAUCCUUUGACCCAACCCAUUAUUAUCGUCGUCACCCAUGAUCGAUCCUUGUGAGUUGUUUGUUAUCGUCAAACAAACUGAAACUAGUCUCUGUUUUGUUCCCUGCGCUGGAUUCUCACUCCUCAGUCUGUUUGAAUCCACUUCAGUUCACCCAUUGCAAAACAAAAUGUAUCUGAAAGACGGUUACUCCCUCUUGUUAAAGCACCGCAAAUCCUCACCCCCCUUGCUGCUCCCCACGCGCCCAACCCCCUCUCCCCACCACCCUUCCCCCCUCCGCGAGUCCCACGUCGCCCACGCGCUGCGCCGGGAGCCCGACGCCACGCGCGCGCUCCACCACUUCCACCACGUCGCCAACGCCCUCAACUUCACCCACACCCCCUUGACCUACGCCAUUAUCAUCCACAAGCUCUCCCGAGCCUCCCAAAACGACGCCGUCCACUACCUCCUCCACCACAUGAAGCUCCACCGCAUCCCCUGCUCCGAGGACACCUUCAUCUGCGUCCUCGCCUCCCACAAGCUCGCCGGCCUGCCCGACCGUGCGCUCAAGACCUUCUACAGAAUCAGAGAGUUCGGCUGCCACCCCACGGUUAAGAUUUACAACCACCUGCUCGACGCUUUGCUCUGCCACGACGCCCCAACGGGGAAAGGGUUUCGAAUGCUCGGAGCUGUCUAUGAGAACAUGAAGGGGGAGGGGUUGCAGCCCAAUGUGUUUACUUACAACGUCCUUCUCAAGGGCCUGUGUUUGAAUGGCAAGGUCGAUGCUGCCUGCAAGCUGCUUGUGGAAAUGUCCAAGAGAGGCUGUGUCCCCGAUGAGGUCAGUUACACCACGGUGGUGAACGCUGUUUGUAGGUUUGGCUCCGUGGAGGAGGCUAAGGAGGUGGUGGGGAGAUUCCGGGUGGAGAAUGUGGUGUCGGUUUACAAUGCUUUGAUUUGUGGGUUGUGUAGGGAGGGGAGGGUUGGGGAGGUGUUUGCUUUGAUGGGGGAGAUGGUGGGGAAGGGGGUUGAUCCUAAUGUUGUUAGUUACUCUAGUGUCAUUAACUCGCUUGCUGAUGUUGGGGAGGUUGAGUUGGGGCUUGCGGUUUUUGGCUUAAUGGUUAGGAGAGGGUGUAGGCCGAAUGUUCACACGUUUAGUUCCUUGAUGAAAGGGUGUUUCUUGGGAGGGAGGGUCAGGGAGGGGGUUGGGUUGUGGAGGGUUAUGGUUAGGGAAGGGGUUAGGCCCAAUGUUGUGGCGUGUAACACGCUCUUGUAUGGGCUGUGCUGUAGCGGGAAUGUGGCUGAGGCUCUGGAAUUUUGUGAUUCCAUGGAGAGGGAUGGUUUUUGCCGGCCGAAUGUGACCUCGUAUAGCACUCUCGUUCAUGGGUUUGCGAGGUCUGGGGACUUGCAGGGUGCUUCUGGGGUGUGGAACAGGAUGGUGGAUUGUGGGGUUCGGCCGAAUGUCGUGGCGUACACCUCCAUGGUGGAUGUGCUCUGUCGGAAUUCUAUGUUCGAUCGGGCUUGUAGGCUUAUUGAGAGUAUGGCUGCUGAUGGUUGUCCCCCUACUGUUGUUACGUUUAACACUUUUGUGAAGGGCUUGUGUCACGGUGGGAGAGUGCGGUGGGCCAAGCGCGUGGUUGAUCAGAUGCAGAAGUCUGGGUGUUUGCCGGAUAUCAGAACGUAUAAUGAGCUGCUGGAUGGCUUGUUUAGUGUGGAUGAGGUUAGAGAAGCUUGCGAGCUUAUGAGGGAGUUGGAAGAGAGGAAGGUGGAGAUGAAUUCUGUCACUUACAACACUGUUAUGUAUGGGUUUUCUAGCCAUGGAAUGCAGGAAUGGGUUUUGCAGGUUUUGGGGAGAAUGUUUGUGAAUGGAGUAAAGCCAGAUGACAUUACGGUUAAUAUAGUUAUUUAUGCGUACUCCAAGUUGGGUAAGGUUAGAACUGCCAUCCAGCUUUUGGAUAAAAUUACGGAAAGAAAGGAAUUCUGUCCAGACAUUAUAGCACAUACUAGCCUUUUGUGGGGUAUCUGUAAUUGGUUAGACAUUGAAGAGGCAGUUGUGUAUCUGAAUAAAAUGUUAAAUAAUGGAAUCUUUCCCAAUGUUGCCACUUGGAAUGUGUUAGUACGAGGCUUAUUUAACAAAUUGGGUCAUAUGGGACCAAUCCGCAUCUUGGAUGAUAUCUUGGGAAAUGGAUAACAGUAUGGGAUUUUUCAGCUUAUUCUGAGGUACACUAAUGGCCUCCAAAUAUAGCUAUUUUCAACAAUAUGCAACAGAUGACCAUGUUGCGAUACAGUGAACACCAAGUUUGGCGCAGGAGCAAGUGGGUGGAGUGGAAUGAAUGUGGUAGGAAAUAACACACGGUGAGAAAUCAUUUGUUAGGAUCACAAACCGGUUCUGACUUUUCAGGGAGAGAGACAAGAACAGAGAAAGGAAAGGAAAAAGAAUGUUUUGGCAGCAUUUAUUAAAUUAUUGAUAAAGAGCCUAAGGAGAAGAUUCUCCUUCCAAGGGUAUCCCCUUUCUACAGCAGAGUUGGUGUGCUACUGGGAACGACGAGCUUAAUAACCAAAAAAGUGGCAAAUGGCAUUGAAUUUCUUUUCCUAGUAUGUUCCUUCUUUCUGUCAAAGGAAACAUGAAGAUAUUUUCAAGAUCAGACAUCAGUGGAUAAUGUACCUUAAAGUCACUAGAAGCGAUUAAAGCCAGCUCAAGUAUGCUUUUCAGAUCAACAACAAAAAGAAAUCAAUCUUGAUUCUAAUUAUAAAGUGUGAUUCAAGAUUUUCAUUCAUAACUGGCACAUCCUUGAAAUUCUCUAGCAAUUCAUAUGAACAGCAAAGGAUAUCGUGAUUCUAACCUGUGAUAGCUGUGCUGAGUCAUCUGACUCAGGGUAAAGGAGCAGCUGAAGCAUUAAAUAUCAUGAUCAUGGUCAGAUUUUCUUUGUCACACACUAAAUUGACACAAGGCCAGCCAGUGUUCAACGACAUGAUAAAUUAGUUUACCUGUCUCCUAAUAAAUGAUGGCAUAAAUUCAAAUAGAGCAGAUGCCCAUGGUGAAAGCUGAGAUGAUAUAUUGUCAACAGCAACACCUUGUCUGAGUAAACCGUGAAUUUCCUGAGGUACAGAAAGGUAUUGGAAGGGACAUAUUAAGGUUGUAUCCUCUAUUAUAGGAGAGUAAAACUAUAAUGCUAAUAUCUAACAUGAAUGACCAAAAAGAAACCUGUUCUUUUCUGAAGCUUAAACAGCCCACAAUGGCUUGAUUGAAGACAUACAGAUGCAAGUAUACUUGAUUGACAAAUUUCAUUAUGCUCUGUGCUCGAGUAAGGAUUGACUAUUGACGAAUGGGGGUUUUACCUUUAAGAGUGUAUAUACUUCAGGAAUACUCUCUAUCAGCCCUUCUGGAAGGAGGAUUACUCCAUGUCUGCUGCAAUGAAUCCAAUGUCGAUCAAACUGGACGAUGCCAAUUUCUCAACCUGGAAGAAGGAAGCCUUAGAAGCAAUCAAGGCAGGCAAAGUUGAAAAGUUCAUCGCAAAAACGAAUGAUGGAGGAAGGCCACACAAGUUUAAAACACCUGAAGAUGAAGUUCUUGGAAAUAUCAGUGAAGAAUACAAAAAUUGGGAGCAGAAGGAUCAGGUUGUUUAUACGUGGCUUCUUGUAUCCAUAUCUCCAAAACUUCGUGCCGGAAUGGUAGGAUGCGAACAUGCUUUUCAAAUUUGGAUGAAAAUAGAGGCUUUCUUAGAACAA